CAAUGGAUCCUCAAGCCCCUCUCCUCCUCCUCCUCCUCCUCCCAUUCUCCCUCCUCCUCCUCUUGCUUCUCAAAACCAACAUCAAAAGGAACCACCAAAACCUCCCACCAGGCCCACGAAGACUCCCCAUCAUCGGCAACCUCCACCAACUCGGCCUCUCCCCUUACCACUCCCUCCACACCCUCUCCGUCAAACACGGCCCCCUCGUCUUCCUCCAACUGGGCUCUGUACCCGCCCUCAUCGUCUCCUCCUCCUCCGCUGCCCAGCAAAUCAUCAAGUCCCACGACGCCGCUUUCUCAAACCGACCCCACUUCCAGGCCGCCUACAAGCUCACCUACGGAGGCAUCGACAUCACCACUUCGCCCUACGGCAACUACUGGAAGCAACUCCGCAAAGUCUGCAUCAACGAACUCCUCAGCCUCAAAUGCGUCGAGUCCUUUCGCACCCUGAGAGAAGACGAAGUCUCGAGACUCAUCGAUCGUAUCAAAAACUCCUCUUCUUCGUCUUCGACUAUGAUCAAUCUGACUAAAGUGAUGCUUAAUUUUGGGAAUAAUUUCGUCUGCAGGAUUAUGUUUGGAGAUAAGUUUAGGGAGAGGGAGAGUAGGUUUGAUGAGAUAAUAUCGGAGACAAAGGGGUUGGUGGAGGAGUUUUGGGUGUCGGAUUUUUUGCCCGGGUUGAAGUGGGUGAAUGAGGUUAGGGGGGAUAAAAAGAGGUUGGAGAAGAAUUUUAAAGAGUUUGAUGGUUUUUUUGAUGAGAUGAUCAAAGAGCAUGUUAGCGUCGACGGUGAUGAGCAUGAGGAUUUGCUUCAUAUUUUGCUUCGGCUUCAGAAGGAUCCUAGCUAUAGCGCAUCAUUCACAAGCAUUACUAACGUGAAGAGCCUCAUGCUAGACAUAUUCAUCGGAGGCAGCGAUUCAUCUUCUGAAAUCAUAGUAUGGACCAUGGCUGAGCUAAUGAGGAACGUUAGAGUCAUGUCGAAACUCCAAAAGGAAAUUCAACAAGUUGUCGGAAGUAAAAGCAAGGUAGAAGAAAGUGAUCUUCAGAGCCUCAACUAUUUAAAACUAGUGAUCAAGGAAACCCUGAGGUUACAUCCUCCCGGUCCAUUCCUGGUUCCUCGAGAGACUAUCGAACCCUGCAAUAUUGAAGAAUACGAUAUACCUUCCAAAACUAUGGUUUUCAUCAAUGCGAAAGCUUUAGCCAUGGAUCCAAAGAGUUGGAAGAACCCUCAUGAGUUUUGGCCUGAGAGGUUCUUAGAGAAUGAUAGAGAUUAUAAACCCACGCAAUAUUUUGAUUACAUGCCGUUUGGAUUUGGGAGAAGAGGCUGCCCUGGGGUCAACUUUGCGUUAGCGAUAAUGGAUCUUACCUUGGCUAAUCUCUUGCAUUCCUUUGAUUGGGAGCCGCCCUUUGGGAUGAAAGUAGAAGAUAUGGAUUUUGGAGAGGUUUUUUCGCUGGCUACUUGUAUGAAGAACAAUUUGUGCUUAGUUGCUAAAGCAAAGUGAUUGCCUAUAUAAAAUGCAGUGAUUAUCAACAUAUGUAGUUUAUAUUUUUAAUGAUUGAUGUGUGUAUGAGUUAUAUGUUGGAAUGGUAUUAAUUAAGCUUAU
Molecule: messenger RNA, 1598 nt
Organism: Asparagus officinalis (garden asparagus)
Lineage: Eukaryota; Viridiplantae; Streptophyta; Magnoliopsida; Asparagales; Asparagaceae
Product: cytochrome P450 71A9-like
Exons: 2
Coding region: 3-1496 (497 amino acids)
Molecular function (GO): oxidoreductase activity, acting on paired donors, with incorporation or reduction of molecular oxygen; heme binding; iron ion binding
Source: RefSeq, a predicted model, not a curated record